AUGGGUUCUUUGACUUUCCUUUUUUCCUUUCAGCUUAUGAUUUACAAUGCCAUCCCAAUGUGCUCUUCUCAGUAUGAACGUUUGUUCAACACUUGCCGUUUACCAGGCACAGAGACAGGUACAGUGUUAGUCCUGUCAAUCCUGUCAAUGUUUUUGCCUCCCCACUUUUGCAUCCUAAUCUUCUAUGUAUGUAGCAGAUAACUUAAGCCUACAACAUUUGCAUAUCUUGUGAGGCUGUGUGAUUUUUCCAUCAGAGAAAUCACCAUAAUUUGCAUUAUAAUAUGCUAAUAAGAUCCAGUUCUUAAAAGUUAUGAACCAUUUCAGUGUUGUGCAAACGCACUACUAAGUACAUUGAGGCAUAUUAUAAUGAAUGAUGAGAGUUGGUACAGGAAUCUGUUCCCAUUUGCUGCCACUUCCUAGAACUGUGUGUGUGUGUUCCUGAACAGGUGUUGAAUCAUUUAAAUGUAUUUUUUGGUUUGUAGAUCACAUUUCUAUGCCUCUUCUGUGUUGCCAAAACUAAAUUCAAAGUGGUAUACUGUACUUCAUAAAUCAUGAUAAAAAUGAUGAUAUAAAAAUACUUCUAAAAAAGCAAUAAAAACCUCACAAAUGCAUUUUUAAAAAUCUGGUCCUAAAUAUAUUAGCAUAAUAUUGUUGAUUUAAAGCAGAGUCUGUCGUGGCCAGCGGAAGGAUGAAGAAUACGUGCUCCAUACUCCAUAUAGCUUUAUUUACAGUUCAAAGCUGGUAUAUUACAGAAAGACAUCUUGCCUCUGCAGGAGCAGAAAAUGCAUCCUCUCUCCUCUCUCAGCUCGGAGAGAAUCACACAGAGAAAAAACAGGAAACCAGUGUACGUCACAUCCAGUCUCCCUUUCCCGUGAGAAACUCCAACAGUACAGACUGUGGAAUGUAAACACCUGUCUCAUGACAAGCAGAGCUGCACAGUGAAGGAAAGCAGAAACCAACAUCCUCCCCUUUCUGUGAACAUCACUGGGCAGCGUGUUUGCACAAUAUCAGUACAAACCCAACUUCUGCACAUAGGUACAGUGUUGAUCCCUUGAUACAAUCUUGGACAAUACAUCAGCAGGAAUUUCAUUACCUGGCAUAUAGGACACCGUUACGAGUCCCUUCUGAAUACAUUCCCUAGCAUGCUGCAACUUUAAUUGCAAGUGCUUUGUGCUUUGCUUACAACCUUCAGACUUCAGCAAAGCCAAACAUGCUUUGUUGUCCUGGUAAACCUGGAUUGGACAUUUGACAGGAAUUUUCAUAUCUUUGCACAAUUGUACUAACCAUUCACAAUCCUUAAGUGAAUAAGACAGUGCAUUCAGUUCGGCUUCACAAGUACUUAAGCUAACUGUUGUUUGCUUCUUGCAUGACCAAUCAAACAGACUCUGAUUGUACAUGUAGCAAACUCCAGACGUACUUUUCCUGUCUGUAGCGUCACUUCCAAAACUUGCAUCUGCAAAUAUCUCAAGACCACCAGACUUCUGAUUGUUAAAUCUCAGUCUGUAAUGCAUAGUGCCUUUCAAAUACCGCGCUAUGCGUUUCAGAGCUUUCCAAUCCUUGACACUAGGAUUGUUGACUUGUCUGCUUAGCAAAUUACAGCUAACAGCAAUGUCUGGUCUUGAACAUCUGGCAAUGAAGUUUAGCUUGCCUAGCACACUCCUGUACAGUGUAGUGUCAGAAAAUGCUUCUUCAGUGUCAUCUACCUGAUAACCUGUUGUCAUCGGUGUGUCUACAGGGUUAGCAUCCAUCAGAUUUAGUUUGCUUAACACAUCAGCAAUUUUCCGUGACUGGUGUACUAGAAUGUUACCAUCUUGAUCUCUCUCUAUUUCCAGAGAUAGGUAGUUGUUUACCUCACCAAGAUCUUUCAUGUCAAAGUGCUCUUUCAGUUGAGCUAGGGCGCUAUUGUACAUUGCAACAUCUUUCCAAAAGAAUAAUAAAUCAUCAACAUAAAACAAACAGUACAGUUUCUUUUGCCCUCCUCUUUGACAAAUACACAUGGAUCAGCUUUCCCUUGCUGAAAACCUAGAGAAAACAAUACUUCAGUGAGUUUUGUGUGCCAACACCGUGCACUUUGUUUGAGACCAUAAAGGGAUUUCUUCAGAGCACAAACAAAUCCCUGUUUUACCUGUACGCCAUCAGGUGGAAGCAUAUAAAGUGAUUCAUCUAGAGAUCCGUACAGAAAAGCUGUAUUAAUAUCAUGGUGACUAAUGUGUAGAUUUUCCUCUGCAGCUAGCUUAAGCAUAAGCCUAAUGCUUUCAUAUCUCACUGUGGGUGAAUAGGUCUCGUGAUAGUCUUCACCUGGUACCUGUGCAAAACCUCUGGCUACCAAUCUGGCUUUGUGUCUGACUAUCUUGCCAUUUUGAUCUGUCUUCGCUUUGAAGACCCAUUUGCUUCCAAGCAGUUUCAUUCCUGGAACUACUGGAACUAGCUCCCAUGUUUUGUUCCUUUCUAAGGAAUCAAGCUCAGCCUUCAUGGCAUUUAACCAUGGCUCAGCUUCCUUUGAAUCCAAACCCUGGAUUUCUUGGAAACUUGAAGGUUCAAAUACCUUCUUGGAGCUUUUAACAGCUGUUACUGCUAUCUUAGCAAACUCAUCAGCAAAUCUCUUUGGAGGUUUGCCUUUUGUGGCUCUCUGUGACCUACGAAUUAGCCUUAAGUCUUCAACACUCUCCUCUUCCUUCUUAGGAGAAAAACGACCUAUUGUGAACAAUGGUUCCUCCAAUUCUUGAUCAGAGCUUUCAGAGGGUCGCAUAGAGGCUUUCGCACUCUUGAAAUCCUCUGAAUCACCCGAUUCAGUUUCAGAUUCAGACUCAGAACCUUCAUCAGUGGGUGUGGGUUGUUGUGGUUGCUUUUGACUAUCCUCAGUCUCAUCACCGUCAUCAGGAUAACAUUGGAAAAUUCCCACAUUCCCCCCCACUUUGCAUUGUACUCAACACUUCUCGUGAGCUUAAUUGUCUUAGAGUCAGUCAUCAUUAUUCUGUAAGACCCUUUCUGAUAACCUAGAAAGAUACCAUGCAAUCCACGCUUGUCUAACUUGGAGUUUUGUGGUGAGCGAACCCACAUGUCAGAACCAAAAUCUUCAUGUGUUUGAUGUAUGGCUUCUUGCCAAACAUCUUCUCAUAGGGGGUACAACCAAUCGCUGAAGAUAACCUGCGAUUGUAACUGUAAACAAAACACGAGAGAGAUUCGGCCCAAUAACUCUCUGGAAGAUUGGCAUCAUGCAGCAAGGUUUUUAAUCCUUGAAGCAAUGUCUGAUUUGCCUGUUCCGCAAGUCCAUUCUGCCAUGGCGAGCGAGGACUAGACAAAUCGUGUUGAAUUCCUUUCUCAGUCAGAAAAGCUUCAAACUGCUGAGAAGUGAAUUUCCCCGCGAUCACUGAAAAGAGUCUUUAUCUUCUUACCAUGCACAUUUUCCAACCAAGCACAGAAUUCCUUGAACCUAGGAAAAGCCUCCGAUUUCUGCUUGAGAUUGUACACAAAAAUAUAUCUAGAAAAUGCAUCAAUGAGAACCAUGAAGUAUCUAUUUCCACCCAAAGAGGGCGAUAGUGGUCCAACCAAAUCAGCAUGAACAACCUGGUAUGGUUCUGUAGCUUUCCUACUAGACACCUUACCUUUCGCAGCCAUUUUCACCUUGUUUGCUGCGCAUGCUUUGCACUUCAUGUGGUACCUGCAGGGUUUAAUAGUCAUACCUUCAACCAAGGCAGGCAUUUUAGAUACUGCCUCAAAAUGCAAAUGACCAAAUUUGCGAUGAAAAGCGUGAAUACAUUCUGCAUGCAAACUUUUGUUAGAACCUGCAAUGCAACAAGUGUCAUCCUUCACCACAUCAUCAUAAUACAAAACAAACAAAUGAUCAACAUAUUCUGCAUGCAAUACAUAAUCAUUUUUCUUUGUGAUGAUGCACUUCUUGUUCUUGAAGGAAACGUCAAUGUUCCGCUCAUUCAGCUGUCCAACGCUGAGCAGAUUAUGUUUGGCGUCUGGCACGUAAAGCACAUUCUGUAUCGAUAAGUCCAAACUGUGAAGAACAACAGUUCCGUAGCCUUUACUGGGAAUAGUGUGGUCAUCCGCCUGGUGAAUCGCACCUUCCUGCGGUGUAAAAGACACAAACAGUUUCUUAUCGUUGCACAUGUGGUGGGUGGCCGCUGAAUCAAUAACGAAGAAAGAUCUAGACGUCUUCUGGACCUCUGCAACCUUUGGAGUGAAGCGUGAAACCAUAGCCUUGUGCUGCGUUGUCCUAGACACCGGACCUUUGCCUUUGCCUCGGCCUUUUCCGCGUGAUGAGCUUCGCUGCGCUGCUCUGUCUUGGCCCUGGGAUGUCUGCAUUCCUCUUCAUAUGGCCUAGACGUCCACACGAGUAGCAUUUCACUGCCUUCAAAGCUUUGGCGCCAUCUGGUGGUUCCACUGCACUAUGGGAUGACGUCUGUGAAGACUCUCCCUUGCCCAUGCAGCUAGCACCCCGGCGAUCUGCUUCAUUUAAAAUCACGGCAGUAACAAAGUCCACUGUCAGCUGAGCAGUUGGUUGCACAGCAAUCUGGGUUGCAACAGACUCCCAACCUGAACCCAAAGAUUGUAGUAUCAUGAAAGAAUACACAGCCUCUGGAAAGUUGAGUCCUCUCUGUUGCAGCUCAUGUCUCAGAUUUUGCAUCUGCAUCAGAUGUAAACGCACAUCUCCACCUUCAGCAAGAGCCAUAUUAUGCAGCUUGUUAAAAUAAAACAUAGUGGAUCCAGCUUCUGUCCUUAAGUGAGCCUCUCUCAGAGCGUCCCAAAUUUCUCUGGCUGAGGUCUUAUCACGCAAUAGACAGAGCUCUUCUGGGGAUACUAUCAAUGUAAGAGUUCCCUUGCUUUGGAAUCCUUAGCUUCCCAUGCAUCUGUAACUGGAACUGGGGGUUUCUGUAAUCACUUCAAACAAACCCUCUUCCGCAGAAUUGCCUCUGCAUACUGAACCCAGUCGCUGUAAUUUUUCUUGUUGAGCUUAGGAAUCCCACAAGCAUCCUGAAGGGCCAUCAUGACUCUGGCAUUAGCCUUCAGCGUCAUAUGCUGCUUUAAAUCUUGCUGCGUCACUGCUGCAGCUGCCUCAUUACAAAGGCACACUUAAAAGUUACUUCGAUUUCCCCAGCAUAGUGACUUGUGCCUGGGAGCCUUUUGCCUAUUCCUGCAAAACCGGCUUUAAAAGUUCAAAGUCCAGCCAUAAAGCCAUUAUCUUGAAGCUGGCAGGCUGCCCGGAGCAGUAGCACAUACCUCAUCAAUCACUUCUACGCGCAGAGCAGAUUCCUUUCCGAUCCGUCCCUCUGCAUUCCGAUCCUUUGCCGGCACUCCGAUUCGACCUCUGGGCCCAUAACCACGUGUUGAUUUAAAGCAGAGUCUGUCGUGGCCAGCGGAAGGAUGAAGAAUACGUGCUCCAUACUCCAUAUAGCUUUAUUUACAGUUCAAAGCUGGUAUAUUACAGAAAGACAUCUUGCCUCUGCAGGAGCAGAGAAAAUGCAUCCUCUCUCCUCUCUCAGCUCGGAGAGAAUCACACAGUGAAAAAAACAGGAAACCAGUGUACGUCACAUCCAGUCUCCCUUUCCCGUGAGAAACUCCAACAGUACAGACUGUGGAAUGUAAACACCUGUCUCAUGACAAGCAGAGCUGCACAGUGAAGGAAAGCAGAAACCAACAAAUAUCAAUUCAAGAAACCUUUGGCUGUGACUAAAAAGCCCUCUUAAAGAGUCAGGUUUUAACCAGCCACCAAACAAUGAGAGAAGUGGUUAGGUGAGGUUCUGAUCAAAAUACACCCCAGAGUGUAGGUACUACCACAGAGAAAGCCUUGGAACUCUAUGCUCCAUUUUUGUGAAAGGUGGACUAACACCUCUCCCCAUAGAUUUAAGAGAGCAGAUUUUCAUGAAGCCGAUGAAUACCUUUCACAUGGUGUGUUAAAAUUGGCUUGCAGGAAUGGGGUGAAGGGUCAGUAUUUGAAGUCACCCCAAACAGGGAAUGCAUUCUUAAAAUAUUUUUUCUAAUGAACUUGUUUUCUACUGAUAAAAUUGUGUUGGUCAAGAACAAAAUAGUUCUUGAUGCUGAAAGAUUGGUUCCAUUUCCCCCCAGUGCUGCACAUGCUGGGUCACAAUAAGGGAAUAAGGAUCACAAAGCAAAGAAGAAAGAAGGAUCAACAGAUCAACAGCAGAGGAUCAACAGCAAAGUAAUUCUAAUGGUUCUGAGAAUAUUUCACCAUUAGAAUUACUCUGCUUUUGUUUCUGUUGAUCCUUCUUUCUUUUUUGCUUUGCAUGUGUUGAGAUCUUUUAGCUGAGCCUCAUUACAAUGGGAAGAAAAUAAUGUGAGCACCUCCUCUUUCCCACCCCUUUUAUAGACAUGCAUAGCAGGGCUCCCCUUUAUUUUCUGGAAAUAUUAUUUCAGAUCUCUUCAUCUGCACAGUUUAUCUCAAAUAGGGCAAAGGUGGGAGGUAGCCUGUCAAACCAGAGUAAGAAAAGUAGGUAAAGGUGUAUUUAUUUUAAUUUUCUAAUGUAAUAAGAAACUGGAUCUGCCUUAUGACAAAUGUAAUGUCUUCUAAUGUGAAAUAAUUUACUUGAGAAAAAUGCAGCUUGUGCAUAGAAACAGACUCAGAUGGUUCAUAUACUUCCUUGAACUGGACCUUGCAAAAGUGCCAUGAAACACUUCAUAAUGCAGUUAAUUCAACUGCUAAUAAGACCAACAUUUUGCCCAUUUUGCCCUGUUUUUAAAUAAUAGAAUCACAGAAAAUAAGCAAACUUUUUUCGAAUAUGCUCUCAGUUACCUAAUCACCACUAAUGUUCUUGGUAAUAUUUCUAAUUUCAUUACUCAUUUAUCUUAAAUCAUUGCUAAGCAUGCUGUUCUUUUGGUAAUGACAAAUAGUGAUCAAAAUUUGACAAUGAAUUGCAAAUUUCUGGCUUUAUUUUGUGUGUAUUACUUCUACAAAAGCAGUGCUUUUUCUGUGUGAUAGUUAAUUCUCCGGUUACUAUACUGCAUCCUGGUUGAAGGUUUGAUAUCUGCAUCUCUUUUUUCCCAUAGCUUGGAUUUUCUUGCAUUUACAUUCCUUGACUGUAAAAAAAACCAUAGGUUUGCAUUCAGUGUACCACUAAGGAGAUAGGUUUCAUCCCCCUGUGGGAGGGAAAUGCCACUGACGCUAGAACAGUGAGUUAGUUGAAUAUAGCCCAUAGAAUGUUAAAUUAUCUUAGGAUAUGUAGUUUUACCUUCAGUCAUAGUUGGACAUACUAUCAAGCUCCGUAUCAAGGUUUGUUAGAAAACACUUGAAAACUUCAGACAGAAAACUAGUUACUGGCUUUGAUAUGAGGAACAAUUUCCCCAUGUGGUCACUUCCAUUUAUUUUCCAUGUAAAAAGAAAGAAAAAAGAGUGGCAAAGUCACACGAGAGGACUCUCCUUAACCAGUGAUUGUUGGAAUCAUUACUACUACUAUUGGGGAAAAGCAAGCAGGAAUACAGAUACAGCUUUGAGUAAAAGUAUAGAUACGUGUGUUUCAGAAUAUAUAUAUUUUCAUUGUCAGAAUGUCCAUAAUACAGUCUACUCAGCUUAGCUUUCCAAGUGUCUUGAUCGGUGCUUGACUGGAAUGCAGUGCUGCACCUAACUCCAUUCAGCUGCCGAGGUUCCAGAAUAGUUAGUUGAAUACUAUGAGGUAUGCAAAAGAAAGCUGCCUGUGCAUAUAGGAGAUUGCAGAGUUUAGAAUGACAACUUGGUACAGCACAGUACUUGUUUUAAUAUUGGACGUCUUCUUCAUGAAUAUCAUCAUUCAUGAACAAAUAGUGUAUAGCUGUAAGUCUAUGGGUUGCAUCCAAUGAAGUCAUCCCAUUUGCACAAGGGCUUAUGCUUUUGCGGUGGAGCUUCUCCCUUUCCCUUCAUGUUUUCCCCAAAUCUGUUCUGUUCCCCAGUCCUCUGGAGCAGAUUUUGGGGUGAGCACAUGGGGAGCAUUGGGAGGCGAAGUGCCAUUGCAAAACAGAAGUCCUUCUGUGAAUGAGGCUACAUCGUUGGAUCACAUCCUAACUCCGUAAACCAAUUUAAGACUAAGCAAAUGGAUGUGAAAUAAUGAAAUAAUGUAUGCAGCUUGGAGCUGAGCACUCCAUAGAUGUUAAGUUUAAACAUUACGGAAAUCUUUGCUCAUUUCCAAACUUUGGGUUGCAAUUCUAGACACUAUCCAGCAUAUAAAAGACAGCAAGCACAUUGUUGUGUACCAUAAGGGAUGCUAUUACAAAGUAUGGCUGUACUAUGAUGGCAGACUGCUGAAACCCCGGGAGAUUGAACAGCAGAUGCAGUGGAUUCUAGAUGACAAAUCAGAGCCCCAGCCAGGGGAAGAGAAGUUAGCUGCUCUUACGGCAGGAGACAGGUAUGACACCCCAAAACAAUUGCCAAUCAUUUCUCAAAACUGGAAAACAAUUUGGGGCUACUUUCAGCUUUAAGAGUCUUUCUGCUUGUUGUUGUUUAGUCAUUUAGUCGUGUCCGACUCUUCGUAACCCUAUGGACCAGAGCACGCCAGGCACUCCUGUCUUCCACUGCCUCCCACAGCUUGGUCAAACUCAUGUUCAUCUAUAGCUGCCUAAAUGUUUGCUGACUAUCCCUGUUAUUAUUCUGUAGAGUCUGUUUCAUAUAGUCUUCAAGUGCUUUUUUAUUUAUACUAUUGUAAGAUGGACUGACUGACAUCUUAGCACAGUGUAUCUGGGCUUCUCAAGCUGAGGAGGGUUACAAACAAGGUAUUAAUAGUUGCACUGUAGAAUUUGCUGGGUACACCCAGUGAUAUUUCUUGGGAGGGCAAGUAUACAGAGUGUUUAGUGGUCUGGACAAUUUUGUAACUUUUGAGGACCUAGUACUUGCCAUCUGUGGAUCUUGGACUUGUAAUGCAUGGAUAGGGAGAUUCCACAUUGAGCAUUGGAUCUUUGUGUUCAGAUAGCAUUCUGUGCAUCUUUAGAGGAGCAGGGCUGGAGACUCAGAAGCCUGAGAUAUGUGCUUGAACUUGCUGCACACAGAAGUUCUAUGGAUAAAGGUCAUCUGAACCUGCCCAGAGACACUAUCAUAUUUUAAGCCACUGAAUAGUGUAUCCAUAUAAACUUGAGAGAGCUUGUGUGCACCUUCCAUUUUAGACUUCACUGUCUGUGGAAAUUGCAUUUUUCACAUUCAGAGUGUGUUGGUUCUUAUUUUUCCCCUGCACUACUUUAAAUCUGAUUUAAAAGAGGGUGGUUGUAAGGUUAGUUGCAUUCACUGACUUGGCAUAAUGUCUCUGUUUAUAUUUUUCUGGCAGAGUACCUUGGGCUAAGGCUCGCCAGACAUAUUUUGCCCGGGGAAAGAACAAGCAGUCUUUGGAUGCUGUUGAAAAGGCAGCUUUCUUUGUGACUUUGGAUGACACUGCUCAGGGUUACAGGGAAGAGGAUCCAGUGACAUCAAUGGACACCUAUGCAAAGGCACUUCUACAUGGCAAAUGCUAUGACAGGUAUUUUGGGGUGUGGGAAGCAGACAUGAUCUUUCGCUUUUUUAUAUAUGUGUCCCACUUGCCUUGUUCAUACAUGGUGGUAGGUUUAUAUUUUAUCCUGGAACUUUGAUACAGUAAGCCCACAGCUUGCACACAUUUAACUUGUGCACAUUCAGCUUUACGUACCUGACUAAAUGAAUGAAUGAAUGUGGGUGGAAAGUGGGUGGGUUCCGGAGGAAAUGACAUUAGCAACCCCACUCGCCAUUGAACCCAAUGUGCUUUGAAUGUACAUGGUUUUGGCUUUAGGUGCAAUCACCGGAACAUAACCCUCACAUAAGUUGUGGGCUUAGUGUAUUAUCUCUUACACUGAGAAUCAAAAUGGCACAAACAAAACAGUUUUUUUGUUCAGUGCCAUGCGUAUAAAAGGCAUAACUUGCUUUAAUAUAGUUUGUUACAUAUUUUACUUAAGGACCAUUAAAAUAUUUAAAUAAUUCUUUAAAUAAUUCUUUUCUUUUCUCUCUCUUUUUUUUUAGAUGAAAUGUGUUUGUGAUAUUUUUCUUAGCUCUGGAUUUUCUUUUUUAAGCAUUUGAUGAAUGUCACAUUUCUAACCUAUAGUGAAGUGCCCCUGGAUAUUUAUUUACAAAUACGUGUUUCAUACAUAUAACUACAUAGUUUCUCUCAGUGGUUGCCAGGGAUUGUACCUUCUUGGUGAGGGUACUAAGGAUUCCCUAGCCCCUUCCACUGCAGAAUACACUUCCUGGGAAGAGGGAAUAACCGUGUUGUAGAUUUGCCUGUUGUAAAACUUGGAUAAAACAAACUAUUUUGCUAUGUUAACUAAUCUUACUUGCUUUUUAUUUUUUGUAAUAUGUGAUGCAGCUGCGCAUUUCAUCUGCCCAGAGCCUACAUGGCUUUCAUAUCAUGUAUGUUAAGUUUCACAAGUUCUUAUUUCAUACUAAUCAACCUUGUGUUCGUUACUCAUUUCACUUUGAAGUUGCUGCUAUAAAUGUAUGGUAAAUCUAACUCUUCAUUUUAGGUGAAUAGCAAGUCUUUAUUUGCAAAGCUAUAGCUUUCAGUAACACAAUGUUGUGGGAACUUUCUGUCUCUUAUAGGUGGUUUGACAAGUCAUUCACUCUUGUAGUGUUUAAGAAUGCUAAAAUGGGCCUGAAUACGGAACAUUCUUGGGCAGAUGCUCCUAUUGUUGGCCAUCUUUGGGAGGUGAGUGUGUGAAUAUUCAAAGUGGAGGCAAACCAAAAUUAAACUUGGUUACAGUACUUUAAAAGCUUAGCUCAGUGUAACAUUAUUGCAAGCAGUGGGCAUGGAAUCUAAAAGCACUUUUCUUCUCUCUGUGUUCCAGAGAAGGGAAAAGUUACAGCACAAAAAUACAUUAGAAAAGCCUGCUUCUGUAGAACUAAGACGAAGCUUAGAUGAAGUCAAAAGAAGAAAAUGCCACUUAUCUCUGUUCCCUAAUGUCUGUGAAACAUUUUGUUGCUCAGAUUCUUUUAUUCCCCCCCCCCCAAGCUUACAACUAAAAUUUCGUUCUGUAUUGGCAAAUGAUAGGCCACAGGGUAAACACAGAAACAGUUUUCCAUUGUUUUAGGCAUUGACGUGAUCCUAAGCCUUAUCAGUGUGUCAGGCGUCUCAAGGAGGUCACUCAGAGCUACUAAUAAACCUUGUAUCUUCUUCAGCCUGGUGCAUGGUUUCAACUUGACUAAAGCCUUUCUAAGCCUUCUGUUCCCAUGUUCCAGCACAGACAGACCGAUACAUUUCUGCCCUUAAAGCAAACCAUUGGUCCUGCUUGAAUGGUGAAUCGGGAGUUCUCUCGAACAGUGUUUGCUUCCAUUCCACAGUUUCUGGGGUGGUCACCUUUAACGUGCACACAUAUUCACCCCCCAAAAUUAUCUGAGUAACAAUCAGAAGAGAUUUAAGUGCACUUAAAUGCAGAUAAGUAUCAAAUGCUGAAAGGCAAGGUUGGCAAUUUUAAACAACUCAAGGUACAAUAAGUUUUGUAAAAUAGUAGCAAUAACAAGGGUGCUGAUCCUCUUUUUCUUUCUAGAUCCUUUUUUUUAAAUCUCAGAGGUUUUCUAUAGUGAUUUAAGCACGUUUCAUGUUCUACACCAGUGUAUUUAUGGUGUAUGUAAUGAUGUGCUUUCCUUGCUUCCCUCUUCCAACCCCGAACUCAUUCCCAGAAUGUGAUGUCCUCCGACUGUCUUGAGCUGGGCUACACCGAAGAUGGCCAUUGCAAAGGAGAAGCUAUUUCAGGCAUUCCUAUGCCUACCAGACUGCAGUGGGAAAUCCCUGAAGAAGUAAGUGCAAAGCCACUUCUGGGUCAAUAUUGCAACUUUCAUCCUGCUGACUGAAGUGAUCAUCUGUCCAUUUUUCAGUAAAGAUAGCUAUUGUCUAGCUAGGACUUAAAUUAAUCAAGAGAUGUAUUUUCAUGAGAUCUGCUAGGAAGAAAACCCAAUAGUGUUGCACAUUAUAAUUCUUGUUAUUUUUUAAUCUGUUUUCAAAUGCAGAUCACAGAAAUUAUUGAAUUAAUUAAUUAAUAUCCUGCCUUUCUCCCAGUGCAGGCAACUUAAAACAUGAAUUUAAAAAACACACGAUUCAGCUAAAAAACACAUCAAUCCGUUAUAUAUAUAUAUAUAUGAUAACGAAACAAGUUACCAUAUUCAAAAAGCACUGAAUCAAAAGAAAACCAUUUAAAAACCAGUUAAAAGCAAAAGAACAAAAUAUACAACACCCACCAUUAGAAGACCAUGCCACAACAUUGACCAGUUAGUGGCCAAUGACCUGUCUAAUCAAAAACAGGAAAGCGGGGGUGGGGGGGAGCAUAGCCUCCUGUGGAAUGGAGUUGCACGAUUCAGGAGCAGCCACCAAGAAGGCCCUUGCCAAAUGUGCCUGUGAGGGUGGUGGGACCAAGAGAAAGGCCUCCCUUGAUGACCCCAGAAUCUGGGCAGGCACAUAGAGAUGCUGUCCUUCAGAAAGCCUAGACCCAAGCUGCAUUAGGUCAUAACCAGCACUUUGAAUGCUUUUUUUUACAUGCCCAAGUUUUCUUGUGCAAAAUCUUCUACAUCAUUAAAGAGGCACAGAUCUUCCCACAGUUGCCUGGGCAAAGGUCUCAUGCCAUUCCGCUUCCUGCCCAUUGUCCUCAUUAUUGGAAUGUUAAAUUUAGAUCAUUCCAAAAUACACUCCUGCUUUCAUGCUUCUCACAGGGACCUGGUUGUCCACUCUGGGAACAGGAUGCUGGAUUAGAUGGGCCACGGGCCUCAUCCAGCAGGUCUUUACAUGCACUUGCCAUAUGCCUGAAUUCCUGUGCCUCAUAGGGUUUCACUUCACAGGUCCCUUAAUAUGUAUGUGAAUGUGUCUAAAUUGCAUAAGCAGUUCUGGAUGUACUGAACUAGCUUGGCUAGUGCUAAUAUUUCCCAAUUCCAAAUGCUGACCUUCAGUGGCUUAUUAGAAAGGCUCUACUCUUAUUUCUGUAACUUCAUCACUUCAUUUAAACUGUUUGACAACAUUUGUUGGCAUAACUCAGUAACAUUUUUCAAAAUUGUACUUUUUAAGUAGUACAAUUUGUUUGUACACUCAUAACUUUUUUCAGAAUUCAUAUAAAAAUAUAUUUUUAAUGCAUUUGCUUUUUUAUUUUUGGUUAUCUUUUCGUACAACAAACUAAUGGAACUGUCCAGCACUGGUAAAUAGAAUGGGGUUAGGAGUGAGGGGCGGGUGACUAGAAACAUUUCUUUUAUUUUAAGUGAUGCUGGUUUUAUAUUCAGAACAAUAGAGAAUUAAUAAAUCUUUCCAUGCUAGAAUUUUUACUAGAUUCACGGCAAAGUUCCAUUUGCAUGAACUGCAGGAAACUGUUACUUUUGAAACUAAGCUCCAAAGCAAAAUUAAAUUGCUAAACAAAAAUAUUUAAUUUUCAUCUUCUUAAACUUUUUAAAUGCUGUUUUUUAACCUGCCCUGAGACCUCAGGGUGAAGGGUGGGUAAUUAAUAAUAAAAAUGAAAAUAUAAAAUGCGUGGAACUAGUUUUGUAAUGUAACACUUGCUACUGUUUAGUGCCAAGAAGUGAUUGAGAGGUCCCUGGCCGUGGCAAGGCCUCUAGCAGAGGAUGUGGAUUUUCAUUCUUUUCCUUUUGACACAUUUGGGAAAGGAUUGAUGAAGAAAACAAAGACUAGCCCUGAUGCAUUUGUGCAACUUGCCCUGCAGCUUGCUCAUUACCGGGUAAGUAUCCUCAGCAUGGUGUUCUGUAUGAGAUACUUUAUAAAAGAAAUAUCUAUCUGUGUGUUUGUGUGCACUUUAAAUAAUGGUUUCCUUUCAUUUCUCUUUAAUGAAAGAAUGCAUUAUAAAUGAGAAAACAAUAAUGCAAGGAAACUAGUAAUUAAAGUGCUGCGACUGUUAAGGAGCAGUUCAUCGCUUAUCUGCGAACAGUAUCAAAAAGCAAGAAAUAAAAUGGGCUGAAUCUGCAAAUGGCAAUCUUUUUCUGAAACACAUUCAUGGUGCUUCACCUGCCUACACUGGAUAGGCUGGGACUGCUGUUGCAUUGUACCGUAUUUAAAAAGUCACAAAUAAGGUCUCAGAAACAUGACAUCACAGAAAAUACUGGGAUGCAAUGCUUUGACAUUAACAUUACCUGACUGCUCCAUUAAAAGGUAGUUAACAAAGGAUGGCUAAUUCUGUGUGGGAAAGCUAGUAUGGAAAUAUCAGUUGCCAACAGUAAAGAGACUUAUGGAUCCCUAGAAUAAUUUUGUAACUCACAUUCCUUGCAAAAUUAUUAAUAACCUAUGCCUUCGUCAAAUCCAUGCUUAUGCUUUCUCAAAAAAGCCAAGUCUUACUCAUAUAGCUCUCAAUGAAUCAUAGGUUUGAAGAAGCAUGUUUACAUGAGUGAUCUAAUCAGCAUUGCAUACCUUGGUUUUCAAAAUGUUUUUGAGAUAGUUACUCCUUGAAGGUCCUUAACAUAGAAUUCAGUUCUCAAAAAGCACAUGGCAGAUCUGGAAAGAAUGCAGAAAAACACAACUGCAGGGACAAUCUAGUGCAGAUUUACCUUGAAGCAAGCACCGUUGAACUCAAUAGGACUUACUUCUCAGUAGACAAACAUCAGAGUAGUAAUGGCUUUUCCUAAUGAAGAAAAGCUAAGAAGCUAGGGAACUCUAGUUUAGAGGACUGACAGUAUACUCCUUUGUAAACUAAGCCCUACUGGAUAUACUUUGUCUCAAUAGGAAACAUAAUAUGGUGCUGAAAGUCUUCCUACAUACACAUGCAUGUUCUUUCUCUGUUUAUGAAAACUGGUUCCAUGCAGCCAUGUAGAAUAUCACACUGACAUGAGUGAUGCAAGGUAUUGCUUAUUGGGUGCAUAAUGGCAUCUCACCAAUAUGAGGGAUAUGUGCUCAUACACAUACAUGCCCCAUAUAUUUUUCUGCACAAUCCAUGAAGCUGGUGUGCAUGCAUGAGAGAGAGACACAUACACAAUGCACACAUACUUUUCUGCAGGUACUCAUCCAGCUAAUGUGUUGCUUGCCAGUCCUCUAACAGAGAUCAUUGAGAACACAGAACUCAUUGAGGGAAAUAAUAUUUCCAUCAGCAAUAGUAUUUCCACCAGAUGCUCAGAACAAAGAGGACUAUAAAUGAGUCCUUGUCAUUAAUUUGGUGCAUAAUUUUUAGGUUGUGGAUUCUUUAUGUUAAUUCAGCAUAUGUCGCAUGUACCCAGUGUUUCUCAGGGCUUGAAUUUGCUGCUUGCAUCUAAAUCUCUCUCUGAAUUAUUUUUAGGACAUGGGGAAAUUCUGCUUAACAUAUGAAGCAUCAAUGACCCGCCUAUUCAGAGAAGGCAGAACAGAAACAGUUCGUUCAUGUACUGUCCAGUCAUGCAAAUUUGUGCGAGCUAUGGAUGAUCCAACUGAAAGUGUGAGUUUAAUGUAGCAAUCAGUUAUAGCUUUGCUUUUAUUUUUAUGUACAGUUGCAUGCAGCUUCUUGGGAAACAAACAUUGCUGCUUUCUUAUCCAGCAUAGUAGUUAAAAUGGCGCCAUCAGGCCAUAUGGAGCCCUUGUUAGGAGAAACUGUAAGGAAUACAAGAAAAUAAUAAGAAAUUCUGCUGCAGCAAAAUCCAACUUUUACCUUUAUCUGAAAUAUGCCUCACCCCUUUUAGACAGAGCAUAUUAAGUAUUAUAAGCAUGCUAUCUUAUGCUGCGUGUGUGUUUUCCUUUCUGAAAUAAAGCAUCUUGAAAUAGACAUUUGUAAGCUACUAUAACAGUGUGAAAUAAAGGAUGGGAAAACAAACAUUUCUGAUUUGCACCAUCUGGUGGUCAGUGAUGAAACGCUCUAGCUGAGAAAAUUGGACAAAACAUAUGUUUCUAUAUUAGGACUCAAGAUUUUUAAUAUGGGGUGGAAUUCAACGUCAUGCUAAUACAGUUGCUCUGUCAGUGCAAGUAUUUCUGCUUCCCCUCUCCCCAUAAGCUGUUCUGGAGAGUUCUCCCAACCUUCCCAGAGAUGGUGUGGGGCAUGAGGGAAGGGGAACUCGUUGUUCUGCCUCCCACUGGUACAGCUAUUUUUGUUAAAUCAGACUCAUGAUCCCAAGCAUUGACUCUUUCAAGAUGUUUUUGUUUUCAGUAGUAAAAUUGGUUAUGGAAAUCAUUUUCAUUUCUAAAGCAGUUAAACAGUCAUGUGUUAAUAAUGGGUGUCAAGCAGCAUUAAAUCAAUGCUUUCUUUUUAUUGGUGUCUUAUUCCAAAUAGUAGGUGGAGAAAAAAAGUAGUGUUCAUUAUGCCAUAGGAGUGCAAAAUAUAAGCUGUGAAUUGAUUUCAAACAUUUUCUGUAAUACAAUGUUUUAAAAAUUGGCAUGUGCACUAAAAUUCUGCCAAUCAUUCCAAGGUUAUGGAAUGUGACUUCAUAGAGGCCCUAUGUGAAGCUUUAAAGUUUUUAGUAAUAUUGAAUAGUAGUUGCAUUUAUAGAAGGAUAUAUCAGUGUUUUACUGUAUAAUGACGAAUCUGUAGUCACCAGGAUAAAGUUCUGAUAGCUUAGGGUUGCCAUACAAACAGUGUCCAGGCGGAGUUCACUGAAAAGAAGCUCAACAACUUUGUGUCCGGAUUUUCACUUUUAAAAUAUGGCAACCCUAUAAUAGCUAAACUAUUUUGCAUUGGUCUGUGUCCAAUAUACACAAGUACCCUAAUUUUAUAUAAGAACUGUCCAUAUUCUCCAAACCAGAGUUUGAGAGACUGUCUUGAAAUAUCACAGUCAUACUGACUGAUGUGGACAAUUUUUCAGACUUUUACUCUGAAAUAUUAAAGGAUCCAUUAAUUUAUGAAGAGAUCCAUUAAUGUAUUAAGUACCAUUCAUUUGAAUUUUGCUAGUUGACUCUGCAAUCCAGAGAAGUACUGUGAUAUCUGUAUAUGUACAGCAGUACCCUUCCAUGAUUCCCUACUCCCUGGUCCCUACUACUACCCUUUAUUAGGAAUUUCAACAGGGUUACCAAAACAUCCCUGGAAUUUAAAAAAAGCAUUUGCAGUGUGAUAGGAUACUGUAGCAGUAGGAUACUGAAGGCGGAGAAAGAUAAAAGAGAGCUCUGCAUGCCUCUGUGUGCCCAUAAUGUUCUGCCUUUUUCUAGGCUUUCAGGUUACUCUAAUGCUAUUUUAAAAUGAACAUUUUGAAUUUUCCCUCCCUUAAUCCUCAGAUUGAAAAGAAGCGUGCUCUAUUCAAGGCUGCUGCUGAUAAUCAUCAGCACUUGUAUCGUCUUGCCAUGACUGGUUCCGGCAUUGAUCGCCACCUUUUCUGCCUUUAUGUGGUAUCCAAAUACCUCGCUGUUGAAUCUCCUUUCCUUAAGGAGGUAAGUAGUGAUAUAAUGUGCUACUGAUCACAUAAGAAGUGGGAACUGUAUUUUUUGGUUGACAUACAAAGAGAUGCCAUGUUUCUGGGCAUUUUGAAGCAGGGAAGUAAACUAGUUUUGUGGGUGUUAAAUAUAGUGGUACCUCGGUUUACAUAAGCUUCAGGUUACAUACGCUUCAGGUUACAGACUCCGCUAACCCAGAAAUAGUGCUUCAGGUUAAGAACUUUGCUUCAGGAUGAGAACAGAAAUCGUGCUCCAGCGGUGCGGCGGCAGCAAGAGACCCCAUUAGCUAAAGUGGUGCUUCAGGUUAAGAACAGUUUCAGGUUAAGUUCGGACCUCCGGAAUGAAUUAAGUACUUAACCUAAGAUACCACUAUAAAGGUAAUUUAGGCCUAAUUUAAAACAACUGAUUUACGUUUCAUAAUUAUAUGAUCAAUAAAUAAAUAUAUUUUUAUAAACAUUUAAAAGUAUAGACAGCAGUGGGCCAUAUGGACAAAUAGUUUAACUCAAUAUAAAGCAGCUUCCUAAAUGUUUAUUUUUUUUCCAAACAAGGGUUACAAAUAUAUCCAAUAUUGAGAGAGCUCUGUGAGCUGUUGUGCCCUAAGUAAAUCUUAGUAUUGCUAGUUGGGAACAGGAAUAUCUGAUGGUGCAAUGAUUCAUACACACAUGUGCAUCAACCUUGCUGAAUUCAAUAUCUUCCACAAAGCACCAUUUUCAUGAAUACUCCUGCUCAGUGGCAGAGUUACAGUCUUGCUGAAGCACAGCAUAGUUUUAAUGAGCAGCAUUCUCUGUUGCUCAUCAUGUGAAAAUCUAAAGCACGCUUCUUUGUCAUAGAGCAUUGACAUGUCCUAUAAUCUACCAGUCACACUGAUGUGUAAUAGGAAGACAUUUUGGCAUGAAAGUGGCAUAUACAGUAAUAAAAUUAAUGAUCUCCAUUCAUUCUGGUGCACAUUGGAAUAUUGUGACAGUACAAUUGCUUGCUGACAUGCUUCCACUAGGAAACUGCAGACCCAGUGCUUCAGAAGAAGAAAAUAUUUGUAGAAGAAGGAAUGGGUUGUUUGGUGGAACUACACCCCUUGCUAACUGUGCUGUUCUGCUUAUUUUCUCAGGUUUUGGCAGAACCCUGGAGACUUUCAACCAGUCAGACACCCCAACAGCAUAUUGAUCUGAAUAAGAACCCUGAAAUGGAAUCCAGCGGUGGAGGGUUUGGACCUGUAAGUUGAAUGGUAUCUGUCUUUAAGAGAGGCAAGCACCAGUGCCCUAAGUACACUUCUGCCAGUUAUACCUGCCUGGUAUAGCAAAAACACUUUCAGUGUAACAUAUUAUCCUCAAACUGGCACGGCACACAGCAUCCCAAGCAUUCCAUGAGCUGACACAGCAAGUCAUAGGACCAUGACGAUGUAAACCUUGAGCUCUCAUCUCUAUGAGGAAAAGAGCUAGUGUAAUGGUAAAGCAAACGAACUGUUAGCUACGGAGUCCGCAGUUUCAAUUUUAGCUUAUGAACUUACUGUAUGGUCUUAGGUAAAUUGUCAUUCUAUUAAAAUGAAUGCCCCCACAGCCCAGUAUUAGUAUUAACUGAAACAUACAUUCAGGGCUUUUCUGUGGUGGCUCCGUGCUUGUGAAAUGCUCUCCCCAGGGAGGCUCACCUGGUGCCUUUGUUGCAUAUCUUUCGGCAUCAGACAAAAACAUUCCUCUUCUCCUAGGCCUUUGGCUAAUUAAACCUUCUAUGGCCUUUUAAACUGGGCAGUGUUGGUUACUGUGGUAUGUAUAUUUGUGUUUUUGUGUUUUUAUAUUGUAAACUACCCUAUGAUCUUCAGAUGAUGGUCAAUAUAGAGGCAAGCAAGCAAGCAAGCAAGCAAGCAAGCAAGCAAACAAACACUUAAGGAAAUGCUAAAUGUUUGAUUAUAUAAACAGAGCCCCAGAAAACACUUAGCAAACAAACUCUAGCAAUUUCCCUACAUGUUGCCAUGUUGGUCAAGGCCUUUCUCCCUAUACAUUAAAUAUUGUGAUCAAAGGAAGUAUACCUGGGGUGAGAAAGCAAGGUUUAUACAGAUUUGAGUUUGUUUAGAAACUUAGUUGAUAAUUCUUCUGAGUUUGGGCCAUGAACUCUUGCAUAUAUAAUUCAUUAAAACAUAAAAGCUUGACAUUUGCCACUUGAAUUUUGUUUUGUUUUUUAAAUGGGCGUAGUGUCUUCAGAAUACCUUUGGUGAUAAUACAGAAUAUGUGCCCAAGGUGUUCUAGAACCAUUUUAUCAUUAUGGGAAAGUACUCAGGUGAGUCUUGGGUUGGGGCAUUCCCUCCUCCCCUCUUUUCUGGCACAGUCAAGGAAAAGAUCAGAAGUGUUUAGCAUCUCUUCUGAACCCAGACAAACUGCAACUAUUCUUUCCUAUGGAUUACCAAAUCAAGCUAAGUUCAAACCUUAAUGAAAUUGGCUUAUUUUAAUAAACCGUGGUUCAUAUUAACCACUAUUUAUGGUGCACAUAACAUGCUAAACUGUGGUUAAUUGGACACAGAAGGGAAAGCUUCAGAUCUGUUUGUGGCUGGCCACAAGGGAGGAGGGGGGAGCAUGCAAGUCUAAGGCUCAUCUAGGCUCAUUCCUGCAACAAUAAAUUAUAGUUGAUCAUUACAUCUGAACAAAGUCUAUUCUACUAUUCUUAAGAGGAUUUUAAAAGAUAAAUCAUUAGAGGCUUUUACAUGAAUGUAUAUUAACACACUCCAAAUGCUUCUUCCACAGGUUGCUGAUGAUGGUUAUGGUGUCUCAUAUAUAAUCGUGGGUGAUAAUCUUAUCAAUUUCCAUGUAUCCAGCAAAUUUUCUUGCCCUGAAACAGUAAGUGUCUGAAGUCCAGAGCAUUCUGUACACUCAGUUAAUAGGCCUAGUGUUCUGUUAGAGAAACUUGUGUUUGGGAUAUUUUUAAAUAUUUGUCUGGCAGAAGAUUGAGUCUAAAAGUUAAAAAAAAAUAACCCAACAGAUUUUUUCAAAAUAAAAGCUAUAUGUUUUCUAGACUAUAUCUGUUAUGGAUACUAUGGUUUUCUGUUCCCGAUAAAUAUGCAAAUAUUUUGUUUGUAUUGAGGAGUCAUCAUUCAUAGUUCAAGCAGUAUUGUACAAUUUGCUGUCCUUUGUGAUGUUAUAUUAUUUUGUUGUAUUUCCCCCGAAGCUUCAGAACUGGUCUGUCUUAGGAGUCAGAAUGUCUCAGAUUAGAAGAUCCUGGAGUAUGUCACAGGCUCGCAUACCAUGACAGUUGUUCCAUCUCUCCAAACUAUUGUCGAGAUUGAUCCAAUCAGUGCUAUUACAAAUAUUUUUCCUUUGUUCAUAUAACCUCACAUUAUCCAAAAUGUCCUUGACCUGUCUCCUUAUUUGCACAGUUUCUUGCUCAACCAUGUUGUUAGUUUGUCCCAGCUAUCCUGGUGCAGAAUGGAUGCUGCUACUAACUGUAAUCAGUUACAUUUACUAGAACUUCUGCAUAGAUUUUAAUGCUUCAUAUGUUUAGUUACAUUUAGAGAAGCCUUUUCUCUGACAGUUGAAUUGAUGUUAUCUCUUUAAACCUGAUGCUGUUUUUUAAAAUAUGCUGUGUUCUUUAUGUUGCCUUGUAUACAGUAUCACAGGAAAUGUGGAUUCACUGCUGUUGGUCAAGGCACAUUAAUUUUCAUUAGGCCUUCUUGACUUUAUGGAGUUUGUGGGGACUAGAGGUCCUUUAACUUUCUACACAAAUGCAGUUCCCAUCCUGCCACAAAUCAAACUAUGCAACCUAGCCACAGUAUGUUGCAAACAAAGAAAAGAAUCAGAUACAAGAAACAUUUUAAUCUUCUUUGUUCUUGACCACUUAACAAUGAGACUUCUGUCUAAGGAGCAACAAAAAUUCUUCUAAGCUACUGUGGUGUUUUAGAGAUACUGAAUGAAAAUGGGGUGUGUUAACUGGUACACCUCCUUGUGGAUCAAGCUCUGAGCAGACUGAUAUUGUAAAACAAAUACAGCAAAGAAGUAAUAGCAAACAGUUAAUAUCUCCCCCUCCUUCUCCUCCCCAAAUAUGUAUCAAGAGAAGUAAAUCGUUCACUUGAAAACCUGCACAUAUAAACCCCUCCUGUGUUUGUAUGGUGUGAAUUACUUGAUGUAUUUACCUGUAGACUUUGUAUUGUUAUCGGCAGGUUCUCAUUUAUAAGAAAACAAUGAUUCCUAUUAUGUAUUGCAUUAUAUCUCCAUAGUCCAAUAUUACUGUUAAGGUGAAACCAGUUUCUUGCAAUUUUUUUCACCAGUAGGAAAUUACAUAUUUAUCUAUGAAAUUGUUUUUUAAAACUCAUAGAUGGUGGGAUCCAGUGGAUGUCACUUUGCUGAAAGGAUCCAUCAGCAGAACAGGGAGGGAGGCAAUUUUUGGCAAUUCCCCAACUCCCUCCAUGUCUGUUCUGGAGGGUUGGGGGGGCAUCUGGAGCAGAUUUUUGGAAUAAACAGAAGGCUGCUGGGGGCAUAGCUGCCAACUUUCCCCUUUUUUUAAGGGAAAUUCACUUAUUCCGAAUAGGAUUCCUCACAAGAAAAGGGAAAAGUUGACAGCUAUGGCUCGGGGGAGAGGGCAGGAAUCACUAAAAAUUGACUCCCUCCCCGUUAGAUUCUAACCAGAAUUUAAUAUGAAUUAUCAUAUUACUCUCUCUGGUUUGCAUCUAUGUUAUGUAUGUACACACUAUGAACUAUAUAAUAAUGAGAGUUCCAUGUAACUAAAUAUGGAUUUCUUACUCUGUUUAUUGUUUAGAAUUCCCAUCGUUUCGGAAAGAACAUCAAACAAGCAUUGUGUGACAUCCGUAACUUGUUCAGUCUUGGCAAAAAUUCAACCAAGUGA
Podarcis lilfordi (Lilford's wall lizard) is the source of this 22049-nucleotide messenger RNA. The record is from the annotation of a GenBank genome assembly. NCBI's taxonomy places the organism in Eukaryota, Metazoa, Chordata, Lepidosauria, Squamata, Lacertidae.